Meloidogyne enterolobii is the source of this 2565-nucleotide messenger RNA. The record is from the annotation of a GenBank genome assembly. NCBI's taxonomy places the organism in Eukaryota, Metazoa, Nematoda, Chromadorea, Rhabditida, Meloidogynidae.
AUGAAAACGAACUACACCUCUUGCCCUGUAUUUGUUCGAAAUGAUUUGGGUGAAGAAAUUGAUGCAUUUGGACUUUUGAAUUCGAAACAACCUUUGUUGUUGUCUUUUAGCAGAUUUUUUGAUUUUUCUGAUGGAUUUGAUUUGGAAUUUUUUCGAACUUCUCAUUUUAGGUAUUACAAUGAAUCUCUAUUGAAUCAAGUAAAAGAUUUGGAUGUACGUUGUGUUUAUGAAGCUGUUGAUUUUAAUGGAGAGCAAAGCGUUUUGAAUUUAUGUAAUAUUGAUGAUUUAAGUGGUAUUAUCCGUCAUAAUGGAAAUCAAUUUAUAUUUGGCCAUUUGAAUGAAAAAUUAUAUUUUUUUCGAGAUUCUCCAAAUUGUGAAUGGCAUGUUAGAAAUAGAAGAUCUGGUGAAAUUUCCUUAACAAAGCGAAUGCCUACUUAUUAUUCGGAAUAUACUGAUGGAAUUAAGCGAUGGGUUGAAUUAAUUGUUAUUGCUGACAAUUCAAUUUACAAAAAAUAUGGAGAGGACAAGAAGAGAAUUACUGAAAGGCUUCAUGCAAUUGCUAGUUCUGUUAAUUCGCUUUAUGCUCCAUUAAAUAUUCGAGUGAUACUUACUUGGGCUGACAUUUGGGAGGACAAAAAUGCUGUUGAUGUGACUGAGAAUGCUGAUGGAACUUUGAGGGAUUUUCUUGGUUUUCGUAGAUCCUUAUUGGCUAAAGGACAUUCAAAUGAUAAUGCGCAGCUUUUAACUGAUAUUCAUUUUGGUUCUGGAACUAUGUGUUCUUUUGACUAUUCUGGAGGUGUUAUUGUUGAUCACUCUGACAAUCCAGUAUUUGUGGGAAUGACUGUAGCACACGAAAUGGGACAUAAUUUUGGAAUGGAUCACGACAUUAGUCCUACAUGUAAAUGCCCAGUCGAUUCUUGUAUUAUGGCUCCGUCGAGUAGCAGCGUUAACGCUUCUUCCUACUUUUCUGAUUGUUCUUUGGAUACUUUGUCUUCUGCUCUUCGUCGUGGUGUUGAUUAUUGUCUUCAUAAUGUGCCUAGGGUUGCAUUUGGUGGUGCUAAAUGUGGAAAUGGUGUAUUAGAAGAUGGUGAAGAUUGUGACUGCGGAAGUACAACAACUUGUCCAAAUUCUUGUUGUAUUGCAGCUGAAUGUAAAUUAGCACUUGAAGCAGAAUGCGCUGAAGGAGAUUGUUGUGAUUUGAAUGUUUGCAAAUUAAAAAAAAUGGCUAGUGAAUGCCGACAUGCUUUAAAUAGUUGUGAUCUACCUGAAUAUUGUGAUGGGAAAAAUCCUAGCUGUCCGGCAGACUUUUUUGUACAGGAUGGUCAUCCAUGUCCAGAUGGGGCAUUAGAGGCUUUUUGUUAUCAAGGAACGUGUGGCAGUCGGAAACAACAAUGUCAAUUCUUAUGGGGCCCUUCUGCAGAUGAUUCUGUAAAAGAUUGUUAUUCCUUUAAUGAACAAGGUGCUUUCAGUGGAAAUUGUGGUUAUCGUCAAGAUACUGACCAAUAUCUUCGUUGUGGACCAAAUGAUGUAACUUGUGGAAGACUUCAAUGCAGUCAUGAAAGUGAUAAACCUGUAUUUGGUGAUCCUUCAACAAUAUAUUCUGCAUAUAGUUUUGUUCGGACAAAAUCUGGUAAAGAUGAAACUUGUCGAGUUGUAAGAACAACAAUAGCUGGAACUGGAGGAAAAAGGAAGGCUGAUCCUGGAAUGGUUCCAGAUGGUGCUCAAUGUGGAAAUAAUAAAAUUUGUGUUAAUGCUGCUUGCCAUAAUAAAACAGCAAUUUUGGAAAUGGUUAGCCGUUGUGACCCAGAAGAUUGUAAUUCUCGUGGAAUUUGUAAUAAUGUUGGAAAUUGUCAUUGUGUUAGUGGUUAUGGAGGUGUCGCGUGUGAUUUACCUGGUUUUGGUGGAUCUGUUAAUAGCGGACCAGCUAGCACAAAUGCUUUCAAUCCUGCCAUGACAUUUCUCUACUUAUUUUCAUUUGCUUUUAUAUUUUUUGUAAUUGCUUCAGUUUAUUUCAAAAGGAAGCGGGGUUUUUGGUUACAUAAAAGAAUUUGGUCAAAAUUGCGUGUUCUACUCGAACUUCGAAGUUUCAAUUUAAUUCCAGUUCGAAGAGCACCAGCUAGGCCAGAUGCUCAUUUAAGACAAGAAGAACUUCGUCGACAAAGUUUUAAUGCUAUUUGGAAUGAUAAUGGUGGAGUAACAACAGUGAGAGGUGAAGUUCUUCAUGUUGAUGCUUCUCGUCCACAUCCUUUUGGUUUUUCAUCAUUAUCAAAUUUUUCUCAACAAAAUAUAGCUCCAAUUUCUGGCGCAAAGCUCCCAAAAAUUGAAGCAACAACUAAACAAUCUGUGAAUCAAAAUAUUUCAAAAACAACACAGAAACAACAGAAAAUCAUUCAAGAACAAAAGGCUUUAGUCAAAACAGAAGGUUAUGAUACUGGAAAAUCAUCAUCAUCAACAGGUUCUGAUGAGCCACCUCCUAUUCCACCACAUCGAAAUGCCACAAAUACAUCUACUAAUAUAUCAAAAAUUGAUGUGAAAUCUCUUGCAGCAAAAUUUGAAAGGAGAUGA